Messenger RNA from Aspergillus calidoustus, 228 nucleotides. The record is from the annotation of a GenBank genome assembly. NCBI's taxonomy places the organism in Eukaryota, Fungi, Ascomycota, Eurotiomycetes, Eurotiales, Aspergillaceae.
AUGCUUACCGAUAACGAUCUCCACCGCCUUGCAGUCUUCCUCGGCUCCUGCGCCAUGAUACUCAUCGUCCUCUACCACUUCCUCGAAGUCAACGCAAAGGACGACGAAGACGACACUGUCCCUGCGACCAAGAACUCAAAGAACGGCUCGACAGAUGCAGCUUCGCGUACAACAUCAACGGCGGCCGCAGGCGGCUCAUCUGUUUGUGGAGGGGGCAAGGACCGAUAA